GGACUUUCCUAUUUGGUUUAACUCACUUUACCUGCACACGACGGUUGAAGCGACAAUUACCGGACAUCCAUAUAAUAACGACCUCAGAGGUUUUGUUGACCUAACACAUUAUAUUUAUUAUGAUCACACAUACAGAGAAUCAGUCAGUCUUUCGUGGUCUUUCGAAUCACAUCGUGGUAGAUAUACCUAAAGAUUGUAAUAAAGUGAGUGCGAACGUUUUGUAUUCUUCCGACAUUGCAUACUGCUACAGCAUUAAUUUGUUGCAGUUUAUAAAACAAAUUAUAUCAAUAUACAUAUGCAAUUAACAUACUGGACCGAAAUAUUGGUGUUUUAGAGAUCUAAAGUAAAUAUUCUUUUUCUUCGACAUGAUGCUAUUUCUAAAACUAUUAUUAAGUAGUGGAUUAAUUUUUAUCGCUGCGACGGCUUCCACUCGUAAUGAAUCUUUAUGCUAUCAACCAUCAGAAUAUGUAAAACCAAUACAUUACGAUAUGAAGUUUACAUCACGAAUUGGAAGAAAUCUUUUCUUUGGAGAAUGCAAUAUCAGCAUAAGUAUUCUUAAUAAAACGCAUCACAUAUAUUUACAUUCAAAAAGAUUAAAUAUUAGCAAUAUAAUAGUGCUAUUUACAAAUUUUGAAAAAUAUCAUGACAAUGAUAAAAAUGCAGUUUAUAAAUCGAUAUAUAAUAAUUACACUGUAAUUAAUGAAAAAGGCACAACUGAUAUAUCCUUUAUGGAUGAAUUAUCACCAGGAAAUUACACCUUAAAUAUAAAAUUUGAUGCUACUGUUGGUGAAGUCUUUAGAAUUUUCAACUUGAAAGAAGAUACUACUUGGAUAGAUGUUCCGCAUAUCCAGAUAAUGGGCAUCCGACGAUCGUUUCCAUGUCGGGGUCAACAGGAUUUAUCGUUAGAAGCAAAUUUUAACAUUUCUAUAGGAUAUUAUCUGUUCGCGGAUUUGCCAAAUGUGCAGUGGCGAAACAUCGAAAAAAGUGAAGACAAUUUGUUACAGACACACUUCGGUACCACACCUGUAAUAUGGACUAAUCACACAACAGUGAUUUUGUCUAAUUACUUAUUCAGUCUUGAUAGAAAAACUCGAAUCAUUAAAAUGCGGUACAGAAUUGAUACUAGAUUUGACAUGGAAUUUGCAAAAAAUGUAGCUGAAAAUAUCACGUUGUUUUUUGAAAAUGAAUGGAAACAUUCGAACCAUAUUUCGAUGAUGGAUCAUCUUGCAAUUCCAAAUUUUCAUGACAAAGUUUUCCGACUUGUUUUUUAUAGGGAAACAGAUAUCAUCUACGAUAAAAAUUUAUAUCCUGUUGCUCACAAAAUCCAAGUAGCUCAAUUAGUAGGACAUGAAGUGGCACAGCAAUGGUUUUAUAAUCUGAACAAACCGUUUCCGUCAAUUUUUUGGUUUAAUAAAGGUUUAACUACGUUGCUUGCAACGUAUGCUGUCAAUAAGAUUUAUCCAGAUUAUCGAAUAAUAAAUUUAUUUGUUGUUCAAAAUCAACAUUAUUCUUUUCAUUUGGAUGGUGCUUAUAGUUUGUGGAAUUCUACUGUAGAAGAUAUGAGUAUAUUCAAAAUUCGCCAAUUCAUCAAGGCACCCUUUAUACUGCGCAUGAUGCAACACGCUUUCACUGAAGAUAUAUUUUGGAAACACAUUCGCUCAUAUAUAAAUAAAACAACCAUUCUGAAUUUUUGGAAAGAAAUUGUUAUUCCUGCAAUAGAACCAGAUAUUUCUCUAGACAUAAUGACUUAUAGACAAUGUCCUAUCAUAAAAAUAAUACGAAAUUAUGAGGAUGCUAUGAGCCAAGCAAAUGUAUCGAUACAAAAUAUCGACACAUUACAUAUUGACUGUGUUCCUCUAACUUUUACUACACAAACAUCUCCCGAUUUUAACAAUUUUACUCAUCAUAUAGUAUGCACGUCAAGGGAUUUAAAACUAUCAUUAGCAUCUAAAGAGACUGGUUGGAUUAUAUUCAAUAUACAACAAAUUGGAUAUUAUCGCGUGAACUAUGAUGAUGAGAAUUGGCGAAGAAUUUCACAUUAUCUAAACCAUGAUGAUUACACGAAAAUUCAUGUUCUUAAUCGUGCCCAAAUUAUCGAUGAUGCAUUUCAUUUAAUGAUAGCAGAACAACUUAAUUCAUCUAUAUUCUGGGAUAUCAUAUCGUAUCUAAAUCGAGAAGAAGAUUAUAUAGCGUGGUAUCCUAUGUUUAAAGCUCUGGAAUACAUGUUCAGUACUUCUCUGGUAGUGUUGAAAGAAAAACAUGGAAAUCUCAAGAAUUACAUAAACGAUAAAUUAAACGGGACAUUUAAAAGAAUCAAAUAUGAAGAAAUUAAUGAUAAUGACGACCUUAGAAAAUGUUUACAACAAGAAGUAGCAAGAUGGGCAUGUUUUCUCGGUGACAUUACUUGUAAGGAAAAAGCCAACAAUAAAUUAAAACAACAUAUCGAAGAUCCUAAAACACACAGACUUUUGCCAUGGUGGAAGGAAUGGACAUAUUGUAAUGGUUUGAUGUUGACCAAAGAAGAGACCACAUGGCAAUCAGUGUAUGAUAUAGGAUUGAAUAAAUCUGACACUAAGUUUUUAGAAUACUUGGCUUGCCCUGAAGAUAUUAAUCUCAUUAAAAAAUAUUUAAGAUAUAAUCAAAACAUUUCUACAAAACAGGAAUAUCCAAAUUCUUUUAACAGUUUCUUACAUAUUUUGACGAAGCAUGCGAAGAAUCAAAUUAUACUGGAGUACAUAUUAGAUCAUUUUAACGAAAUAAAACCAAAAUAUGUUAGUACACCUGCAGCAUUAAUUAUUAUUAUUAAUAACCUAUAUUCCGUAAAUUUAACUCAGGAAAUAUUAAAUGCCGUUAAAGGUAUUAUAAAAACUAACUUAGUUGAAGUAAAUAACGCAGAAGAUUUACUGAAAAGACAUCAAAUAAAAGAGGGUUACAUUAAGAUAAAUGAGCAUAACAUACAUGACCGAAUUAGACGCCAGAUAGACAUUCGGGACGAUCAAACCGAAAGACAAAGAUCGAAAUCAUACGUUAAGAAUUUAAUAUUGAAGCUAAUAUUAAGCAUGCCACCUUUAGAAUUUGAUCCUAAUAAGUUUCGAGAGAGUUUAAGAGCACACGAAGUCAAGGAUAUCCUAUCAACCAUAACCAGAAAAACUAUCAACUAAGUGUUGAUUUGGAGUUGUUUGGGAGCCCCCUCUCGUUGGGGGCUCUGAGGCUUAAGCAUCGUAAGACUCUAUAUAAAUCCGCCUCUGGACAUACUUAUAGGAAUAAUUUUUUAUAUUGAUUUUACUAUUUUUUUUUACUGCUUUAAUUAUUGCUUAUUUAGAUGUAUUACUAUUUGCUGCGUCUGUAUUUACAAAAAUUUAUGACUGCAUGCAUUAAGUUUUUCAUUUUUUGCGAUCUUGCUUGAAGUAGUUGAAGUAUAUAUUAUUAUCUGUGUAGUCACAA
Messenger RNA from Nylanderia fulva, 3444 nucleotides. Its product is annotated as aminopeptidase N-like. The record is from RefSeq and is a predicted model, not a curated record. Lineage: Eukaryota; Metazoa; Arthropoda; Insecta; Hymenoptera; Formicidae. Gene Ontology annotation, cellular component: cytoplasm; membrane. Gene Ontology annotation, molecular function: zinc ion binding; metalloaminopeptidase activity; peptide binding. Gene Ontology annotation, biological process: peptide catabolic process; proteolysis.